Mucor mucedo is the source of this 2253-nucleotide messenger RNA. RefSeq names its product Dihydropteroate synthase-like protein. NCBI's taxonomy places the organism in Eukaryota, Fungi, Mucoromycota, Mucoromycetes, Mucorales, Mucoraceae. The record is from RefSeq and is a predicted model, not a curated record. Gene Ontology annotation, cellular component: mitochondrial envelope. The transcript has a single exon. Bases 1 to 2253 code for a protein of 750 amino acids. Gene Ontology annotation, molecular function: 2-amino-4-hydroxy-6-hydroxymethyldihydropteridine diphosphokinase activity; dihydropteroate synthase activity; dihydroneopterin aldolase activity. Gene Ontology annotation, biological process: tetrahydrofolate biosynthetic process.
AUGGUAGAAGAAACACAAUAUGAUAAAAUUCUGGUAAAGAAUUUGGUUUUGAAGAAUGUUGCUGGCGUAGAAGCGUGGCAGAGACUUAAGUCACAACCUGUGAUUAUUUCUGUCGAAUUAUAUACGGAUAUUUCUGCUGCUGGCGAUACUGACCAUGUCACCAACACCAUUCACUAUGGUCAUGUCACGAAGGCCAUUACGAAACUCGGUGAGACCUGUACUUUCUCUUCCUUGGAAGGCUUAGCUCAUGCUGUGGUCAAGUUGUGCUGUGUGCAGUUUGGAGCGAAAAGAACACAAGUGACAGUUGAACAACCCAAGGCCUUGUUACACGCUGCUGCUUCCGGUGUCAAAUUGACCCGUGCUAUUGAAGAUUUUGAAGAUAAGGACAUGGUGGAAACAACAGGACGAGUAUCAGGAUUGGGUGUAGCAGAUGAAAUCUUUGUGCGAGAUUUACGUCUUCAUACGAUUGUGGGUGUUAACCCUUGGGAACGUGAGGAGAAGCAAGUUGUUGUGAUCAAUUUAAAGGUUUUCCCUCGUGGAAAGAAUGUGGCUCAGGAUAACGAAAAGAACAAGUCUCACAAUUUGAGAACCAUUGUUCGAACCUUAACUCGUCAUAUUGAAGCCUCCGGAUACAAGACCAUCGAAGCGUUUGGUGUUACUGUGGCUCGAUUGGCGCUUGAGAAAUGUCAUGUCAACAAGAUUUCUGUUCGAGUCGAAAAGCCCAGUGCUAUUUUAUUUGCUGACUGUUCCGGUAUUGAAGUCACGCGUAAUCGUGUUUGGUUAAAUCAAGUAUUGGAAGCUGAAGAGAAGGCAGGACAAAAAUCAAUUCAUCAUGCUGGUAAAUUAAAUUAUAGUAAAGAAGUACCCGCUGAUUAUACCCAAACUGCCUAUAUCGCUUUCGGAUCCAACAUUGGGGACCGUGUCGACAACAUCAACAAGGCAUUCGCUCUUCUCGAAAAGGAAUGCUCCAGUGUUGUGUUAGAUACCAGUUUCUUGUACGAGACACCUCCCAUGUAUUAUAUUGAACAGCCUGCUUUUUUGAACGGUGUCUGCAAGAUUGCAACUAGCCUGAGUCCUCAUGAAUUACUGGCCAAGUUGAAGGAAACAGAAAAUACCCUGGGUCGUCUCCCUAGCUUUAGAAAUGGACCAAGACCUAUUGAUCUUGAUAUUCUCUUUUACAAUGAUUUGGUGUUGGAGGAUGGAGAGCAUUUGAUCAUUCCUCACAAACUGAUGGGUGAACGUGAAUUUGUGUUAUGGCCUCUUUGUGAUAUUGCUCGUGAUAUGGAACAUCCUCGUCUCUUCAAGACCAAUGGCCAGUUAUUAUCUCAGUUAUUAAAGGUGACCGCUGAAAGUGAAGAAGGUUCACUCAAGAUUGACAAAGUAGCACCUAUUCAAAACAAGCUAUGGAAAUGGAACGAAAAGACAUUUGUGAUGGGUAUUUUGAAUGCUACACCCGAUAGCUUUUCAGAUGGUGGUAAACACACAGAUAUCGAAGCCGCUACUGCUGCUGCAUGGCGUAUGAAGGAAGAAGGUGCGGAUAUCAUUGAUAUUGGUGGUAUGUCUACACGUCCUGGUGCAGAUGAUACAUUCCCCGAAGAAGAGGAAAUUCGUCGUGUUGUACCUAUCAUUACUCAGUUACGUGAAUCUGGUUUUGAUUUACCUAUUUCCAUUGAUACAUUCCGUGCUUCUGUUGCUAAAGCUGCUGUGGAGGCUGGUGCUAAUUUAAUUAAUGAUAUCAGUGGUGGUUCUCGUGACCCUAAUAUGCUCAAAGUGAUGGCCGAAUGUCAAGUUCCUGUAUGCUUAAUGCAUAUGCGUGGAGAUGCACAAACGAUGAUGUCUGAACAAAACACGACUUAUGAGAACGACGAUGUGGUUGAUGAUGUAUCGCAUGUAUUGUAUUUGCUUGUCCAAAGAGCUAUUGCAGCUGGUGUGCAUCGUUGGAAUAUUAUUAUUGAUCCCGGUGUUGGGUUUGCUAAAACCCCCGAGCAAGACUUUGAAUUGUUGCGUCAUUUAGGCGAUAUGUCUGGAGGACAGGAUUCCCUGUUGCGUGGUAUUCCUUCUUUGGUGGGUAUUAGCCGCAAGAAAUUUAUCGGUAAAAUCACGGGAGUUGAUGAGGCUGAAAAAAGAACUUUUGGAACGGCUGGUGCUGUGGCUGCUUGUGUUGCUGGUGGAGCGAAUAUCAUGAGAGUUCAUGAUGUGAGACCCAUGUGGGAAGUGAUUCAAGUAUGCGAUACCGUUUGGAAGAAGAAGUAG